Cydia pomonella (codling moth) is the source of this 7132-nucleotide messenger RNA. RefSeq lists its product as uncharacterized. Gene Ontology annotation, biological process: regulation of transcription by RNA polymerase II. The record is from RefSeq and is a predicted model, not a curated record. The transcript is spliced from 15 exons. The coding region runs from base 538 to 3186 and encodes 882 amino acids. NCBI's taxonomy places the organism in Eukaryota, Metazoa, Arthropoda, Insecta, Lepidoptera, Tortricidae. Gene Ontology annotation, cellular component: nucleus.
AGGAAAACGAAACCAAAACAAACGUCGCUAUAGCAACGAAUGUUGUCAGAAUUAAAACGUGUCGAAAAACCGUAAAUUGUAUCCAAUGACGCUUAUACUACAUAAUAUUUUUUUUUUUUAAUAAUGAUUGCUACAAUAAUAAUCACGAUCUAUAAUACGAGUAAAGUUUACUCAAUUAAUGAAAUUUACCUUUAUUGUGUAAAGUUACGGUUUUUUCUAUAACCAUAGACAAUACGAAAAACAUGCUUCCGUUAAACUGCUUUACCGACACGGCUCAGAAUUUUGUCACUAGAUGGAGCUUCAUUCAAAAAUUCGCCAAUCGGCCACCAUUGUUGGAAGUGAUUUUACAGCAUUUUGUCGAAAUUUGUAUAAUUUGUGAUAGUUCUCGGCAAACUACAGAGUUAAGCUCGAAGGAUCUGCACACGUCGUAAGGGAGAAGAGUUACGCGGGCGAAGGCUUGAAAAUUGCCGGCAUCAUUAUGGUGGACUGAGAGGGUGUUUGUUGUGGGACUCAGCUGGACUCGCGUCGAGAACCGCCAUGUCCGGCUCGCAGCACAACCCCAAUGGGCGGCAGUCGCAACUGGGCUCGAGCUGGAGCCCCCUGCAGGUGUUGCAGAUGGCGAACCUGCUGGCGCGCGCGCCCCAGGCCCACAUGGCGUCGGAGCGCGGCGUGACGUGGCACACGCCCACCCCCCCGCCGCACCUGUACCACGUGCCGCAGCCCUCGCCCCCUGAUCCGCUGCAGGCCAUGAAGGGCGCGGGCAACUCGGUGUUCCGGCACACGGCGACGCCGCCGGAGCUGUACCGCCACACGCCCACGCCGCCCGACAAGCAUCUCCUCAGACAUACUCCGUCGCCCGGCGACGUGAAAGCUGGCGCCGCGUUGCCUCCGGCCGACUUGUAUGCACACCUGGGACCAGGCAGAGAUAAAGUAAUGGUCGGCGCGGAGCUGCUGCCGGGCGCGUACGGGCGCGGCGUGGACCUGUCGCUGGGCGCGCGCGCCAACGGCGCCGCGCUGUCCGUGCGCGACGCGCCCACCAUCAACUCCCUCAUCGCGCGCGCGCCGCGCCACCACCGCGUGGACGAGCUGCUGGAGCGCCUGGCGCCCGCGCCCGCGCCGCCCGCGCCCGCGCCCGUGUCGCCGCACAGCGUCAUCGUCACCGCGCGCGCCGCCGCCACGCCCUCCCCGCCCUCCUCCAACGAGGACUCCGCCGACUCCGGCCACGCGGCCAAGCGCAAGAGGAAGCCCGAGCGCACCGUGCGCGUGCCCUCGCUGCCGCCGCCGCCGCCGGCCGUGUCGCCGCCGCCGGCCGUGUCGCCGCCCCGCCGGCCGGCGCUGAACGGCGCGUCGCCGCCGCGCAACGGACCGGCGCCGCCCGGCCCGCCCCCGCGCAGGAACACCCGCUCCGGCUCCGCCGAGACUAUCGACGACAUCGCGGCUAUGAUCGCCAGUACCGACCAAAAGGUGGAGGAGCCUGCGCCAAAAGAACCGGAAAAGCCUAUCGAACCUGUUACCAUCGACAAGCUGAAAAGCGUGCUCGCGAGCGAUACGGAACACAAGCCGGAUGAAGCUCCCAACUCACCGCCGAAAGUUCAGCAGCAGGUGGAAGAGGCCCCCGUGGAUCCCGUUCCUGCGGCCGCGCCGGCGCCGGCGCCCUUGCCCUCGCCGCCGUCGGGGCAGGCGGCGGCCGCGGCGCCCCGCCGGCGCGCCGCGCGCACGUCGCCCUCGGCCUCCGCCAACGUGCCCGUGGAGUCGCCCUCGGAAGCCAAGCCCGCCGACCCGCUCGAGCCCGCGCACCCCGCCCACCCCGCCCAGCCCGCCGACCCGGCUCAGCCCGCCGAACCCAGCGCGGCAAGCUUUGUCGAGGUCGAGAAUCAGCUGGAGAAGAUGUUCGCGGGGAUCGAGGAGGCUCCUGUUAAUCAAGAAGGCGACCAACCAGUAGAAAAAGAGAAACCUCAAACCACAAAAGCGCGUAAGCGGCGAAAAUCCGCGCCCACCAAGGGCGAGAGGAAAGCCUUGCGCCGCGCCUCCCGCGCCGACACGGGCGACAAGAAGAAGAAGGCGCCGGCGCGGCGGACCAAGGACAAGGACGCCUACGACUCCGGCAGCAACGCCAGCUCCGGCCGCUCCAGGGGGCCCUACGUGCAGAUCCGCGGGCCGCGCGACUCGCCGCUGUCGGUGGCGGUGAUCAACGCGGCCACGGGCGACGACGAGGAGCCGGCGCGGCGCAAGGACGACUUCCGCAACGGGCUGCGCACGCGCGGCCUGCACUGCAGCACGCUCGGCUUGCGGUACGACGCGACGACGCCAGACGCGACGUGGUUGUGCGUGUUCUGCGAGCGCGGCCCGCACGCGGCCGGCCUCGGGGACCUGUUCGGGCCCUACCCCCUCGACACCGACUGCGACGAGUACAGGUAUGUAGUCGGUCAGGUACCACGCGACGUGGUUGUGCGUGUUCUGCGAGCGCGGGCCGCACGCGGCCGGCCUCGGGGACCUGUUCGGGCCCUACCCCCUCGACACCGACUGCGACGAGUACAGGUAUGUAGUCGGUCAGGUACCACGCGACGUGGUUGUGCGUGUUCUGCGAGCGCGGGCCGCACGCGGCCGGCCUCGGGGACCUGUUCGGGCCCUACCCCCUCGACACCGACUGCGACGAGUACAGGUAUGUACCACGCGACGUGGUUGUGCGUGUUCUGCGAGCGCGGGCCGCACGCGGCCGGCCUCGGGGACCUGUUCGGGCCCUACCCCCUCGACACCGACUGCGACGAGUACAGGUACCACGCGACGUGGUUGUGCGUGUUCUGCGAGCGCGGGCCGCACGCGGCCGGCCUCGGGGACCUGUUCGGGCCCUACCCCCUCGACACCGACUGCGACGAGUACAGAGCAUUGGACGAAGCGACACGAAGAAAAUAUGAAGCGGCCGGCUCUGCCUGGCUACACGAGGCUUGCGCAGUAUGGGCGCCUGGACUAUUGGCCGCCGGGGCCCGACUAUGGGGACUCGCGAGCGCGGUGUGGUCGUGCCGCGGCGCGCGCUGCGCGGCGUGCGGCGGCGGCGGCGCCGGCCUGGCGUGCCGCGCCCGCGCCUGCCGCGCGCGCGCGCACGUGCCCUGCGCCGCCGCCGCCGGCUGGGCGCUCGACCUCGACCUCUUCGCCGCCGCCUGCCCCCGCCACGUCGGGGCCAGCUAAGACCGCCGCCCCGGCCUCACAGUGCGGGACUAGUGAUAUAUCGUGCGGAGUGACCUUCAACUAUUUGACAGAUACGACUGCGUAGUGCGGCAUGAAGUUUAAGGUGCGGCGCGUUAGCCCUGCGAGUGGCCCGGUGGCGUACCUGUAGAGUGGCGAAGCGAGCGACGUACCGCGGGCCCGAUUCGAUCGGUGCCCCGGAAAGCCGGGAUCGCGAACUCUCAUUCGAUAAAUUAAAACCGUAAUGUGUUGCAGCAGGAGUGGAAAAAAUACAAUCUGAAUAAAGUUUGUCAUAAAAAAAUUAGGUUUCUAUGAACUUUAGUAAAUAUUAUUAUAAAUAUUAUAUUCAUUCCUACUUCUACUAAGUCCUAUUAAAAUAAAAUCAAAACAAAACCAUGAAUGUGAAAAUUCUGUAAAAAAAAAAUAACUUAACGCGGCGGGCCCGCUUCGAUAUUGGAAACCGCUCCGUUUCAAAUAUUAAAUUAUUUCACUAUGACGCGCCGCACCUCAUUCGACAUCUCUCAAACUCAAUAUUUAUAGGUACCAGCUCGAACAUGGUACCACCCAUUGAGUGCACUUAACUUGCGUACCUACUUUCGGUAGACAUUUUACUGAAUGUGUUAUACUCUGAACAUGUUUAGUUAAAAAGUGUGCUUAAGUGACGAAUACGCUUGCGCGCAACUCUUGUGAUAUGAUUUUAUUGCAACAUAUGAUUGCCCUUUUGAUGUAUUUAUGUCUUAGACUUUUAUUUUUGCGCCCUUUUUUAUUUUAAUUAAGGUUUUUGUAAAUUUGGAAAGUACUCGUAUCUGAUGAUGGAAUCUCUGUUACCUAUGAUUUGACGUUGUCAAUAUUUAUUAGAGGGAUGGUUCCGAUAUAAGCUUUGCACCGUUUAAGGUGUGUUCUGGUGUGUAAGUACAUCUAGAUACAAUGGUAAUAAAUGUAAGCAAAAUGUAAUGCCAGUAUUGAGUGUGCUUUGUGAGAAGUUAUGUGUAUUGCAGUAGUAUCUUAAAAAGACAUUAUUAUGAAUAUUGCUACAUUGUAAAAGCUUGAUAACAAAAUCAGAUAAGAUAUUAAACAAUGUGUAAUUUGACAUUCUAUUUAAUGUAUUUUUCAAAUAACUACUGCAAUGUAUAAUGAUAGAGUUAUUGAGCCACAGUAGAAACAUCAUAAGCAGUAACCUACCUUCAAACAAAACUUUACCUUCCUGAUUAUACCUUGUAUGGAGUAUAUUGUUUUUGCUGUUGUCUGCUGUGGUUACGCUAUCUAAGUCUACUGCCGUUUGAUCCGUAAGCAAUACAAGAAUUUUUUUUUUCAACAAUGUUUUAUGAGCCAGUGGCUGGUGGUUGAUGCUAAGCGAGGAGCUUCUACGACUGUCAUAUCAUACAAGAUUAUUGAACAUCCUGUAAAAAACCUGAACAAAUGCCAUAUAAGUAGCAGUACUAGUGCAGUCACUAUGUAAGUCCAUAAACACUAACUAAUAUGAUAAAAUGAUCUGGGAAUAAAAUAUUAUGGACCGGGCAUCAAAACAUGUGCACUACAAUCAUUACUACUUUAGUUCUUCAAGGCAGCUAUAGUUCAUUAUGAUAAUACUUUGUUAAAAGCUGGUCGGUUAUAUUCCCUUUCUUCUUUUCAAUCUUAUAUUCUCAAUUCAAUGAUUUUCAUUCUCUAACUAUAGAUGUAGCCUCUAACAAGCAUCUCACAUACUCCUCCUCGCUUCGCUCGUCGCCACAUUUCCCCAUUCCCAUUGACGUUUGUUACGAUUAAAUGUAUAGACAAUUUGUAGAUAAUGUUAACAUAAUAUAUUAUCCAAUUUUCGAAAUCCGGAAAAAAUAUGUACAGAAUAUUUUACAUAUACAUUAAAAUUUAACAGUGAAUAGAUGUAAUUUUUUUAGUAAUCGGAAUUUUAGAAUUAUGUAAAUAUGCAUGGUUGUCCCUUUGGGAUGACUAGGACUGUAAAUAUAGUUGUAAUGUGAAUAGCAGUUAUCAUGAGGACAUCGGGUCACCUAUCGAAGGCAUAUUUAGCAAAUGGAACAGUAUUGCAGACAGCUAUGAGGUUUACAUUAUUUGUGGCUUUCAACCGCGGCCUUGAGUAUGGUGGAGGUAUAACGACCAUAAUAUAAUUAUCUUAUCAAUAUACUUAAAGCUGAUGUGACAUCCGCGCCCGAAAGGAACUAUUGUGUCGAAAAUACUAUUAAAAAAUUGUACCCUAUUGUACUGUCAUCAAGUCAACAUAACACGUAUUUUAACUUAAAAAUAAUAAUUUAAUGGUACAAAGUCAUUGUAAUAACUAUCCAAAGUGUGUAAAAUAUUUAGCACAAUGAGCUGAUUUAUAUUAUAUAGAAAUCAUUGCCAAUACUUCAUUAUGAUGAUCGUUUAAAUAUUAUUACAAUCUUUAUGUAGAUUAUUUUCAAGUGGCUCUUCCGAACUAUUAAAAUGUUUCAAAUAUGUAAACCUCAUCUAAUACCUUUCAACAAGGCGGUUGGAGAACCGGCAGGUAUUCUUGCUCAUGAUAUUUUACGGUGUGAUUAUAAAUUAGACAUAAAUCUAUUGCACUAUUUAAGUUAUAAAUACUGAUGUAUCUAAAAAAAAAAACUAAAAAGUAAUUUUUACUACAACUUUGUAAUUAGGAUAUUGUUGUUAGACAUAUUUGGGUAGGUAAUACACAUGCAUCGAAUAUUCAUCUAUCUACACCGUGAAAUAUUGUGGUGGGCAAAUAGUUGUCGUGUUCUAUCCUUGUUGGUUAGGCCAAUAAAACGUUCGCAUAGACGUGGAACAAGGCAGUGAUAUUAUAUAACUUAUAAUAAAUGCGUUACAUUCGUGUAAUGUUAUAUUUUAUGUACACCAUACAACUUUUCAGUUGCCAUUUUAGUAUCAAAACUAGUCUAACGUUAGUGUCUUGUGAUUUUAAAAAUUAUUAAAAAAAUCUGGGGUCUAUUAAAAAUACAAUUAUCUUUUUAGCUUCAUAUAGGUAUGUCGAUCAUAUAUUGUUGAGGAUAAAUGAAAUACACAAUUAUGUGUAGUGAUUAUACUUAAUGGUUCUUUGUACCAAGAAUUUUACGCUUAAAAUGUAACUGAAAUACCUGAAAUUGUUUACGCUGUUUGGUUUUGAAUGUGAUUUUUUGAAACCUGGUGUUAUGUCAAACAAAAAUAAUGAACUAAAUCUCUUUGGCAAUAAAGUACCUGCCUACUAUAUUUACUAUGUUCAAUUUAAAAAUAUUGAUGCAGGUACCGAACAAUGUGAUUAUAAUGAAAAUGUGAACAAACGUAAGUCUAAGUAAAAGUAACUUAGAAUAUAAAUCAUGUUGUAUUUUAAUCAAAAACACAGCAUUCAAGGAAUCAAAAACAUUGGGAUUUAGAAAUUAAUAUAAUACGAGAUUUGUUCCAAUCAUAAUUUUUCGAUUAAUUUAUAUUUAAAACAAAAGACGAAAAGUAAUCGUGAAUCAUUCCCAGUAUAUUAUGAACUUUAAUUUAUUCCUUUUGACUAAAUCAAAACGUGGGCAUUGUAUAGAUUAUAUAUUUUUAAUAUGUACCUAAAGUAAUUGCUUGGCAGCAUAACUAUUAUGCGCCAGAAAUUGGCAAGACAAUUUCAUCAAAAUCAAACGCGUAAUCAAAUUGGAAGGCAUUUUCGUAUAAGAGGGUACGAGCUAUCAUAGCGUGCGCGCGCGCUUCAUAAAUUAAUCAUGUACUUUAAUUCCAAGGAUAGGACAUAGACUGUAUUUAGUAAAAAAUAUUAAGGUACAAAUUUACGGUAGGGAAAACUGGCCAGUUAGAAUUUUUAAAAUUUACGAAGCAAUGUACGGAUAGCUACCCAAAGCCUUGGUUUUUUGUAAAUGGUGUAAGAUUUUUUUUCACUUACGGCAAAUGAUUACUUUAUUAAGUAUGUAAUUGUUAUAAAUUAUAUUUAUCAUGACAUUAUAAGCAAAUUGAAAUACAACAUGUUUAAAAUGAA